AUGAGCCUACUGAAAGGCGUUACUUAUGGAGUCGUCUAUGAUUACUAUACGGCUGAACCCGUUUCCACGACUCAAUUGAGGUUCUAUGAAACAGAAGGCGUUACUGAUACCUGUACCAUUGACAUCGAACCUUGCUCUGAAAAUGAACCUAGAAGAGUUGAUGGAUCAUGCGUCAGUUUGAAAAAACCUGGAAAGGGAACCUACUUUACACCCAUGAAGAGAAUCUUGCCUGCCCACUUCCACAAUGGAUACUUCCCAAGACUAGCACAAUCUGGUGAUGAACUGCCUCUGGCAAGAACUGUCCGUCUCCAACUGGUUCACGAAGGAAAAUCGAUUAAUCUGAAUUUCAAUCAUCAUUUGACUGGCUUUGCUACAUUUUUAUUCAGCGAUAUUGGAUCCGUUCACGAUGCUGAAAACAUGCUGCUUGAGACCACAUACUGUUGUGAAGAGGAGCACUGGAAUGACUACGAAUGUACGCCCAACCUUUUGACUGCUGAUGACCCUGUGCACAGGUUCACAGGCAUCAAGUGCAUGAACAGCACCAGACCUCUCACUUACCAGGACUACAAGUGCACUAAAGAUGAAAUACAUUCUCCUCUGAAAAAAGCCACUACAGCCUUCGACAUGUCCCAAAUUUAUAAUGCAAACAACAAAGGAGAUAAAGCAGUUAGAUCUUUCGUUAACGGACAAUUGGCAGUAGAAGAAGAAGAUGGCCAUAUUUACCCACCAAGCAGCCCAGACGCAGUUUGCCCCAACAACUCAGGCAACGAAACCAGAUGCUUUGCCAAUUACUUCAACAACUUAUUGCCAAAUACACUAUACGUGAUCUGGUUUGUACGUCACCACAACUACUUAGCCAGCAAGUUAGCUGAAAUCAACCCAUGCUGGACUGAUGACCAAUUAUUCUAUGCUGCUAGAGACAUGAACAUUGCCUAUUACCAGCAAAUCUUCUUGUACGAAUGGCUUCCAGCCCUCGAAGGUCGUGACAAUGUCAUUAAAGCUGGUAUUAUAAACAAAAGAGACGGAUUCAGAGACUUGUACAAUGAAGAUGAGGUUCCUGAAGUAACAUUGGAAUUCACUUACACCAUGCGUUGGUUCCAUUUGAUGCAGCCCACUAAUGCUAAGUUGUACGACAGACAUGGUAAAUUUGUCAAGAAUUACCCUGUAUUGAAUGCUACCUUCCACACUGGACUUGUAACACUUGGUGAUAAUGUAGAGUACUUUACCCAGAGUAUGAUCAGAGCUGGAUGCCGUGCUUUUGACAGCAGCGUUGCUUUUGAUCUUGCCAAUCACGGUUUCCCUGGUGUGCAACUGAGUAUCGAUGCUCCAGCUGGAGAUUUGAACAAAGGCCGUAACUUUGGAGUAGCUCCAUACAUUGACUAUUUGAAACACUUCAACGGCGUCGAUAUCAAAACCUUCGACGAUUUGGCUCAAUUCAUUCCAGCAGGCAAAAUCCAAUUGUUGAAAGAAACUUAUGGAGAUGUAAGAGAUAUAGACUUAUUGGCUGGUCUUUGGAUCGAGAAAACAAUUGAAGGAGGCGAAAUUCCUCUAAUGUUCGCCAACAUCAUCAACGACAACAUCAUUAGGGCUCUAAAGAGUGACAGACAUUGGUAUGAAAGACCAAACAGACCUAAUGCUUUCACUAGGGCUCAACUUAAGGAGGUUAGGAAGGCCUCCAUAGCCAGGUUACUCUGUGAUGUCGGUGAUGGCGUCUAUGAAGUACCUAAAAAUGCCAUCUACAAUAUUUCACCUAAGAACCCGUUGGUCAGUUGCGACAAAAUCCAGGGCAUGGACUUCAAUGCUUGGGCCGACAACACAUGCCAAAGCAGUUAAACGAAAAUAUAAAAUUACUUCUUUACUACUAUGGUCAGAUAAAUGAAAAUAACUUUUGAUUUUGCUUAAUUUGACUUCGCAGUUACACAGUUCCUAAUUGUUUUUACCAAUUACCAAUAAAGAGUUGAUCGUG
Molecule: messenger RNA, 1966 nt
Organism: Spodoptera exigua (beet armyworm)
Lineage: Eukaryota; Metazoa; Arthropoda; Insecta; Lepidoptera; Noctuidae
Source: the annotation of a GenBank genome assembly